GCUUCUUCGCUUACAAGUUACAACACUCAUAAUAAAGGUUACUAUUGCUACUGACAAUCGCUUAACUUAUUAUUCCCACAAAUGCAAUUUUAUUUAUUUUAUACAAUUCAAUUCAGUUAUCUCCUUCUUCACUAGGGCGGUGACAUGUCAGCUUUUGAUUAGUUUAAUAAGAUCGAGAGAGUAGAUCCUCUUGAUUUACAGAUGAAAGAAAUAAAUUGAGAGUCAAACAAUAGACAAAGUAAUCACACACACACACAUUAAACAUUACCACACAUUCACAUACACUAUAUAUACAAGUUAAGUUAGUAUCUGACUCAAAAAAAAAAAAAAAGAAAGAGUUUGGGCACAGGCUUUGUGGAAAGCCAUAACGUAAAUGACACACACCGUGAUCCUCUCCCUAGUCUCUAGUCUCUAGUACCACUGCUCUUUCUGAUGUCUGCUUUUUGUUUAGUUUAAUCUGGGACUGGGACUGCACGUGCUCUCUGCCUCUUCCCCUCACGUGCGUUCAUGACUCAUCAUUCAUAUAACACUGUGUAUGUAUUUCAAAAUUUUACAAAUUAACAGACCCAAAUAGCAGUCAAGAGAAAGAACUCUCCUUCUCGCUCGAUCGGCUCGAUAGAUGUGGAACAUUUCCCUAUAUUCGCUGUCAUCGAUUGUGAAUUGAAUUAAAGGGCUUUCUUUCAACUUACUAAACAAUAAUAUUUAAAAAGAGAGACAGAGUAAUUCCUAUACAGUUAGAUUAGAUCAAAAGCUCUAUUUAAUUUCUUUCUUAUUACUCAAAGAGAGAUCUUUUCAGAAUCGCCCUUUGGAUCAAACGGAGAGACCACCCCCACCCCCCCAACAUUAAUUGUUUUUGGUUCUACCUUUCGAUCACCAUAUAUUCAUACCUUCAAAGGUUUUGGAGUUUGAAGUAAAAAAAAAGUUAAAAAAUGGAAGAAGAAGAUAUCAAGAGUAACUACCCACCACCUCGGGUUUCACGUAAGAAUGGGACCCGGACUCACUCCAGAAAGACGGAGCGGCAAACGGAGGAUGACGGCGGAGAUCAGAUCAAGUGCUCCGGCAAGUCAUGCCGAUCGUGUGCGGCGGCGCUUAUAGCCGACUGCGUGGCCCUCUGCUGCUGCCCCUGCGCGGUGAUCAACUUUCUCACUUUCGCUUUAGUGAAGGUGCCUUGGGCUGUUGGGAGGAAGUGUUUCGGGCGAUGGAAGAAGAAGAAGAAGACGAAUAAGCGGAAAGGGCUGGAGAGUAAGAGGAAAUGCGAGAAAGGUCAUCGAUAUAACGACAGCGAAAGUAGUGUCGUUCAGGGAGAGAGGUGGUGGAUGGAUGAGGGUAUAAUGGAGAUUUCGUCGUCUUCGGAGGAGAAAAACGACAGCGUUGAGGACAGUGUUUGGUUGGAAUUGUAUCAGAUUGGUCAUUUGGGGUUCGGGAGAGUCUCCUUCACUGGGAUUCAACCUCCUCAGGUUAAGGGCAAUUAGGGAAUAUUACAUUAUUACGAAACAUUGUACAAAGUUUUUUUUCUUUCUUGAAUUUGGAUAUUUUUUACCCUUUUAAUUUGAAAAGGGGUAAUUGGGAGAUAUAAAAAAAAAAAGUUACCGAUUCAAAAUUGAAAGGUUAUUAGUGGCAAAGUUUUGGAUGACUUUCUUUUGUAUCGUUGUGCAAGAAUUGUUGAAUUGGCUAAGAACCAGUCCACCAAACCAAACCAACACAUAUUCUGUCACUCUGAUGUGUUUAUUGUCUUUAUUGUAAGUUAAAACCCAUAUCGAUCUUCUUUA
This is a messenger RNA of Humulus lupulus (European hop), 1769 nucleotides long. RefSeq lists its product as uncharacterized. The transcript is spliced from 3 exons. Lineage: Eukaryota; Viridiplantae; Streptophyta; Magnoliopsida; Rosales; Cannabaceae. The coding region runs from base 930 to 1472 and encodes 180 amino acids. The record is from RefSeq and is a predicted model, not a curated record.